UGGGUCCAAGUCAGAGAAGCGAACGCACUCCGGCCCAGAGCCGAACCAACACCCUCCCCUUCAUCCUCCUCCUCCUCCUCCUCCUCCUCUCAGCCCUCUCUCCUCAAACUGUGGAGAGUUUUUGCGCCUCGGCGGAGAUAAAGCUGGUUUGGUUUGAGAAGUUUGACUGUGAGAAAAAGAAAAGGCAGAUUUUCCUGAGAGUUUGCAGAAAGGGAAAAUGGUCCUGCGGGGGGACCAGCCGCCGCUCCAGUGAGAACAUGGGGUUCUUGCUUCUUCAAGGAGGUGGAAGGUGGAGGCUCCGGCAUGUCGCCCUGUUCGUUUUGCUGUGGAUGUUUCUGCACAGGACUGUAAUGGGCUGCAGCUCCAUAAAUUGUAACGUGGUGCUGACUGAGGCCCAGGGAGAGUUCAAGUCACCCUGCUAUCCCCAGAAAUACCCCAACGCUCAGACCUGUAAGUGGACCUUGCAGGCGCCAGCCGGCUUCAUCAUCCAGCUCUCCUUCUUGGAUUUCGAACUGGAAGAGGCGCAGGACUGCAUGUACGACUGGGUCAUGGUGAACACCGGUAACACAGAAUCAAAGUUUUGUGGUCUGACGGCCAGUGGUUUGACACUGAACUCGACAAGGAACGUGAUGGAGAUUUCCUUCCUCUCUGACUUCAGCAUACAGAAGAAGGGGUUCAUGGUUAGCUUCCAGCACGUUGCCGUGGCACUGAGGAACCAGAAGGUGAAAAUCCCAAAUGUUAAUGGACAGGUCGCAGAGGUUGCCAACUCUGUUUCCAUCCCAGCGCUCAGUGAACUGACUAUAUGCUUUGAGGUUGAAAGAGUGGGCUUUAAUCAGAAAGAAUGGCUCUUCACGUACUACGAUACUAACAACAACGUGGCGCUAAGCUUCGGCUACAAUCAGACGGGCAUGCAAAUGGUUAUCGACGGAGUGAUCUGCCCAGUGGAGUCAAUCGUCUCUGCUGCUAACUUCACCUCCUCCAUGAAGCGCUUCUGUGUCCUCUGGACGUCCUCAAAUGGCCGUGUGGCGGUUUACUUCAAUGGGAACUACUUGGGGAAGACCUGCUCGCCCUCUAGUGGCCAUAAUGUAACGGCUGGAGGAGUCUUCCAGUUAGGAGGGGUGCAGAGUUUCAGAGGGAACAUGUACAACUUGCGCCUGUGGAAUCGUGCCAUGACGGUGCAGGAGCUCAACACCAUGACCUGCGACAUGGUGGGAAACAUCAUCGACUGGGACAACAGCCAAUGGACCAUCUCGUCCUCUCUUGCUCAGACCGACAACACGCUUAGCUGCAUCUGCUACCCUCAUUGCACUCACUUAACUGCUGCUGCGCCCACUAGUGGUUCCACCCCAGCUACGGACUGCAACUCAGGCGGACCGAGCUGCACAGCUGCUUCCUCCCCCACCACCUCAUCCACUGACUCCACUAACACCAGCCAUACUACUAAUGCCAUCUCCCACGUCCCCAGUCCCGUCCCUUCAGCCUCCACCCCAACCCCUAGCAUGCCUCUAACCCAAUUCAUCAACACCAACACUAGCAUCAGCAGCACUUUCAGCUCCUCCUCAUCCUCUGCUUCUGCCAGCAUCAACACCAGUGCUGCUACGCCUUCAUCCACCACUGCUGUCAUUGCUUCAACCAGCAGGAUAACAGAUGCUGAGCAGACAACCAGAGUCACAGCAGCUGCUGCAUCUGCUAGCACUAACCAUGCAGCUACUAACAGCACAGCGCUUGAUGGUUUGUUCUACCGGGUUUCCUUCAUGGUGGAGUCUGAGCUGAACCAGCAGGCGCUGCAGCAAGGCAUAGCUGUCUGGCUGAAUGAAACUUUUCAGAAAUGGAGCCAUUCCGUUGAUGUCAGAGUCCAGCAGAGUGAAACCCCGAACAGGUAA
Messenger RNA from Girardinichthys multiradiatus, 1883 nucleotides. Its product is annotated as adhesion G-protein coupled receptor G6-like. Gene Ontology annotation, molecular function: serine-type endopeptidase activity. The transcript has 15 exons. NCBI's taxonomy places the organism in Eukaryota, Metazoa, Chordata, Actinopteri, Cyprinodontiformes, Goodeidae. The record is from RefSeq and is a predicted model, not a curated record. The coding region runs from base 258 to 1883 and encodes 541 amino acids.